AUGGCAUUAUUUCAAGUUAAAGAAGAUAUCCAACAAGAAAUCCAGCAAGAAACUCAAGAAGAAAAGCUUCGUAAUAAAGAACAUAAACCAGAAUCCAAAAAACCAAAAAAGGAAAAGAAGGAAAAGAAAUCUAAACCAGCUCACCCCGAACCAGAACCACAAUCAGCACCAGCUCCAGCUCCACCAGCUCCAGCUGCUCCAAUAGCAACCACUACCAAUUGGUGUGGGGAAGUUGUUUUUUACUACCGGUUUGAAAGACCUAGGGCUAAGUCUACCUUCAAUGAACAACUCUAUACCACAACUUCCGAAUCCGCCUUAAAAUUAAUUCAAGACCAACCAUCCUUAUUCGAUGAAUAUCAUCAAGGAUUCAGAUCACAAGUCCAAUCAUGGCCCGAAAAUCCCGUGGACGUGUUUGUCGACCAAAUCAAAACCCGAGCAUCUACUCGUCCCGUGAAUGCCCCAGGUGGAUUACCCGGCUUACAAGCCAACAAAAAAGUUGUGAUUGCCGAUAUGGGAUGUGGAGAAGCACAACUAGCAUUAGAUGUUGGGAAAUUUGUUAAAGAAUAUGCCAAGAAGAAUAAAGGUCGUAAACCGAUUAGGAAUGGUGGUGCUAGGAAUUUAGAGAUUGAAGUACAUAGUUUUGAUUUAAAGAAAUAUAAUGAUCGGAUUACGGUGGCGGAUAUUAAGAAUGUACCUUUAGCUGAUGGAUCAUGUACGAUUGUUAUCUUUUGUCUUGCGUUGAUGGGAACUAAUUUCUUGGAUUUUAUUGAAGAGGCAUAUAGAAUCUUGGCACCUAGAGGUGAAUUAUGGAUUGCGGAAAUUAAAUCGAGAUUUUCUGAAAGUAGUGGUGGUAGUGGUGGUGAGAAUAAGAAUAAGAAUUCGGAGAAUGUUGGACAAGAGUUUGUUGAUGCUUUGAAAUUAUGUGGGUUUUUCCAUAAGAAUACUGAUAAUAGUAAUAAAAUGUUUACAAGAUUUGAAUUUUUUAAACCUCCACUUCUAUAUUAA
Molecule: messenger RNA, 1005 nt
Organism: Hemisphaericaspora subhashii
Lineage: Eukaryota; Fungi; Ascomycota; Pichiomycetes; Serinales; Debaryomycetaceae
Gene: RRP8
Product: 25S rRNA (adenine645-N1)-methyltransferase
Exons: 2
Coding region: 1-1005 (334 amino acids)
Biological process (GO): ribosomal large subunit biogenesis; rRNA methylation
Cellular component (GO): nucleolus
Molecular function (GO): rRNA (adenine) methyltransferase activity
Source: RefSeq, a predicted model, not a curated record